GAAGAGAUGGCGGACGAGCGCUUCCAAACAGACAACAGCGUCUCCACUAAACAGCACCCCAAGCAGCAGCUCUCCAAAGCAAUGGAGCACAUGCGCUUCGCCGUAACCGUCGACCCCGUCACCUCCACCCCGACCGGAUCCACACCACCUACAGAAAGCACGACGGAGAACGACGCAUACGGCGUCCCAGCCGCCAUCCAACCCCUCCGUAACCCCGCCUCGCGCUCCCACGACCCCUCCAACAACCAGAAACGCAGCGACCCCUUCUCCUUCGGCUCGCGCAUCCUGGAAGAAGGUGACAACAUCUUCGAGUUCAACGCGUGGGACAACGUCUCCGUCGACGACACCUACAAGGCCUUUUCUGAAGACCAGUUCUCGAAACAGCGCGCGGACCCGGUUUCGGACUUUGACAGGAAGCGCUUCAACGACAACCCCGAGAAAUGGUGGAACACAUUCUACAAGAACAACAAGACAAACUUCUUCAAGAACAGGAAAUGGCUCGCGCAGGAAUUUCCGAUCCUGAGCGAGAUAGGCAGGCCCGACGCACCAGCCGCGACGGUGCUAGAAGUCGGCGCCGGCGCAGGAAACUCUGCAUUUCCCAUCCUCCAGAACUCCCAGAACCCGAACCUCAAGAUCCACGCCUGCGACUUCAGCAAGAAAGCCGUUGAGCUCAUCCGCGGCCACGAGCUCUAUGACGAGACCAAAAUCCAGGCCGAUGUCUGGGACGUCGCGGCCUCCCCGGACAGCGAGAACGGCGGGCUGCCCCCAGGGCUCGGCGAGGGCAGUGUGGACGUGGUGCUCAUGAUCUUUAUUUUCUCGGCGCUGAACCCGCGGCAGUGGGACCAGGCGGUGCGGAAUAUCUGGCGCGUGCUGAAGCCCGGCGGGCAGGUGUUAUUCCGGGACUACGGGCGGGGUGAUCUGGCGCAGGUGCGGUUCAAGAAGGGGCGGUGGAUGGAGGAGAAUUUCUACGUGAGGGGGGAUGGGACGAGAGUGUAUUUCUUUGAGCAAGACGAGUUGGAGGAGAUCUGGGGUGGCAGGAAGAGCGCGGGGAGGAACGGCGAGGCG
This is a messenger RNA of Macroventuria anomochaeta, 1065 nucleotides long. Its product is annotated as methyltransferase. Lineage: Eukaryota; Fungi; Ascomycota; Dothideomycetes; Pleosporales; Didymellaceae. The transcript has a single exon. The record is from RefSeq and is a predicted model, not a curated record. The annotation marks the transcript as partial. Gene Ontology annotation, molecular function: tRNA (cytidine-N3)-methyltransferase activity.